AUGCCUGUUACCUUUUGUAUAGGGGCCUUGCCAGCAGCAGAGGAGCAGAAGGAAGACAAUGACUCCCCCCGGAAUACUAAGACUGAUUCCAAAGGUCAAGGGAAAGUGUUGCCCACCUUGACACUUCGUGCUGCAGUGGGCAAGAAUUUGGAUGCACGCUCUGUUGGAGUGGAGCACGGCAAAGGGGCCUUGACAGCAGCAGAUGAGCAGAUGGAAGACAAUGACUCCCCCUGGGAUUCUGAGGUACCUGCUCUGGAGGAGGCAGUGAGGUCCCGCUGGAUCAAUGGCUUCUGGGCUCCUUUCCCUUUGCUGCUGCUUUUGCCACACGCUUGCACCUUGGACCUGGACAUGCCAGUGCUGCAGACCAAGUGUUCAACUGAUUCUGAAGGUCCAGAAGAAAGUGUGCUGCUUCCUGCUGCAGUGGGCAAGACUUUGGAUGCGCGCUCUGUUGCAGUGGAGCACGGCAAAGGGGUCUUGCCAGCAGCAGCAGAAGAGCGGAAGGAUAACAAAGACUUUUCCUGGGGAGAUGAUGACAUUUCCUGGCUUUUGGAGACUGAUGCCAAAGGUCAAGGGAAAGUGUCCGCUGACCCGACGCUUCCUGCUGCAGUGGGCAGGAGUGUGGAUGCGCGCUCCGUUGCAGUGGAGCACGGCAAAGGUUCUCUCUGCAUUGGGCAGGAGUACUUCAUCCCCUUUGGAAAGCCCUGCUCAAGAGAGAUGCUGAAUGUGCUGGCUGUGUUUGCCCGUUUUGUUGCUUCCGCCACCUGA
Pseudopipra pipra is the source of this 765-nucleotide messenger RNA. RefSeq lists its product as uncharacterized. The transcript has 7 exons. Bases 1 to 765 code for a protein of 254 amino acids. NCBI's taxonomy places the organism in Eukaryota, Metazoa, Chordata, Aves, Passeriformes, Pipridae. The record is from RefSeq and is a predicted model, not a curated record.